Molecule: messenger RNA, 1521 nt
Organism: Parnassius mnemosyne (clouded apollo)
Lineage: Eukaryota; Metazoa; Arthropoda; Insecta; Lepidoptera; Papilionidae
Source: the annotation of a GenBank genome assembly
AUGGCUUUGGUAAGGGACCUACGGCCACUGCAAGUAGUCUCCAUUAUCUUCUUCGUGAGAAUCCUGUCAGUCUUCUUAGUACAAACAUGGUAUGUGCCAGAUGAAUACUGGCAGAGCCUGGAAGUGGCUCAUAAGCAAGUUUUUGGUUAUGGAGCACUCACUUGGGAGUGGCGAAAGGGCAUAAGGAGUUACUUAUAUCCCAGUAUAUUUGCUGCACUGUAUACUGUUCUCAAAAUUACCGGAUUGGAUUACCCUGAAGCUGUGGUUUUACUUCCUCGUUUGUUCCAAGCUGCUGUCAGCACUGCAGCAGAUUACAGCUUUUAUAAAUGGACAGGAGGCCGAAAAUGGGCUUUAUUCCUAAUCCUGACACCGUCAUUUUGGUUUUACACAUCAGGAAGAACUCUUUUGCAAACCAUGGAAACUGCCUUUGUUGCUAUUGCCUUAUCAGUAUUUCCAUUUAAAGAUGGAAAGCUUGGUUAUUAUGAGAAAGAAAGUAAUAAAUGGGUUUGGCUGGCCUGUGUAUCGACCUUCCUGCGUCCUACAUCUGCACCAAUUUGGUUGGUGUUGGCCAUCUACAACAUAAUGACCACAAAUCAAGAAAAAUUUAAGUUAUUGACACAUACAUAUAUUCCUAUUGGAUUUCUUGUUGGUGGGGCGCUGGUGGCUUUGGAUUCUUAUUUCUAUGGCAAACUAAUAAUUACUCCAUGGGAAUUCUUUAAAUUCAAUGUUCUGCAAGAUGUUGCUUCCUUCUAUGGAACACACCCUUGGUAUUGGUACAUCACAAUUGGCUUACCAGUUGUACUGGGCAUCAACAUUAUACCAGUUUCGUGGGCCAUCUAUAACAUUCUGAACCGACGAAAAGAAAAUAAGACUGGCUUGUUACUAUUGGCCGUGGUCAUAUUGCACAUAGCUGUUCACAGCUACAUACAGCACAAAGAGUUUAGAUUUGUUCUGCCACUUCUGCCAAUUUUUAUGUAUUUGGCACAAGCUGUGAUCGUUCCAUGGAGCAGGAAGGCUGAGAAAUGGCAGUUAUAUUUGGUUGCUGGUACUUUACUUCUGGGAAAUGCGGUGCCAAGUGCUUACCUUGGGCUAAUUCAUCAAAGUGGGACUGUCAAAGUGAUGCCAUUGCUGAGGGAAGCUGUCUCAAACAAUAAUGGGUCUUCAAUUUUGUUCAUGAUGCCAUGCCACUCUACACCGCUAUACAGCCAUCUGCACAUGAAUGUGACAACACGGUACCUGAACUGCGAUCCGCCAACGGUCCCCGGCGAGACGUACGAAUCGGAGGCGUUCUACAAUAACCCACUACGCUGGUGGCGUAACGAGUACAGCGCCCGACAGACUCCGACUUUGAUCGUAAUGUUCGACGUGUUGAAGGGGCGUGUGGAGUCAUUGUUGCAGGGAUACAAGUUAAUUCACGAACUACCUCAUACUCAGCAUCCUAAAGAUGAAGUUGGGGGAAAAGUGCUAGUGUAUCAGAAGAUGAAUACACAAGAGAAGCAGCAGGCAUACGAGGGUGUUUAA